AUGGGUCUUGGCACCGAUGAUGCCAGUGCCGAUCUGCUUGAUCCAGCAUCCAUGGACGCCUCGGGUUCUCCCACCACUCCUGUGUGCACAUCAAUGGGUCUGCAUGCACAUCUGGGGCCUCAUAAACCUUUUGAUGUGCCUGAUCCACUUGGGUUGCUGAAAGGCCCCAAUUCUGUGCUCAAGGAGGCGUACAAUGACUACCUUGCACUACCAUGCAUCAAAUUGAUUUCAUCUGAGAUCAAAGCGCUUUACUGCACUUUAUCUUCUUACGCUGAGACUGCUGAACCAGCAGUCCUUUCCAAGUCCUCUCAUUCCGAGAGGUCAGAGACGCUCACAGAAGCGCACAGCGCUUCUACUAUCUCUGAGCCGCCACCGGCUCACAUCACUACUCCUGGGUCUGGAACUGUCCCAGACCCACUCAUACACCCUCCUCCACCCCAUGAACUUCUGCUCUCAGAGUGGAGGAGGAUGAGUUUGUUGAGAUUUUCGUGUUUGCUGCAAUCUGGCAAUCACAGUCCCUAUCCUACCCAGUAG
Cantharellus anzutake is the source of this 534-nucleotide messenger RNA. RefSeq lists its product as uncharacterized. Lineage: Eukaryota; Fungi; Basidiomycota; Agaricomycetes; Cantharellales; Hydnaceae. The transcript is spliced from 3 exons. Bases 1 to 534 code for a protein of 177 amino acids. The record is from RefSeq and is a predicted model, not a curated record.